UCGGGAUGGGGCGGGGCAAGGCGAGGCGGCUCCCGCUGGGGCCUAGCUUACAGCCGCACCAGGACUAUGUCGUGGGCGCUGAGCCGCCUGCGCGCCGCUCGGUCCUUAGCAGCUGUUUCUGCGCGUUGUGCAACGCCCGAAGGCGCGGCGCCCCGGGGGUUUAGCGCUUGGCCGGCGCCGCAGGAGCCCGGCAUGGAGUACCAGGAUGCUGUGCGCAUGCUCAACACCUUACAGACCAAUGCCAGCUACCUGGAACAGGUGAAGCGCCAACGGAGCGACCCUCAGGCACAACUGGAAGCCAUGGAGAUGUACCUGGCACGGAGUGGGCUGCAGGUGGAGGACUUGAACCGGCUAAACAUUAUCCAUGUCACAGGAACCAAAGGAAAGGGCUCCACCUGUGCCUUCACUGAACGCAUCCUGCGGAAUUAUGGCCUGAAGACAGGAUUCUUUAGGUACUAAGCCUAGGGGUGUGUCUCUUAGCUCUGUGGGGGACUGUGGAACUAAGGUCCCCAGAAGGUUGCCACUUACCAUAUUGACAUAUUUGAUAAAUGUGUGUAAGCAACUUCCUUGCAAUCAUGGUUUACUGAUACAAACUAAAGCAGCUGCAUCACUAAGUGAUAUAACCCACAGGACCAUUUCAUGCCCAUCACUGAUGAAAAGUUUGUUAAACAGUAUGUGACUAUAUAAAGCAACUAUCUGGUGGGUUUUGUUUGUUUGUUUUGGUCUUUUGGGGACAGGAUCUUCCUGUAGCCCCAGCUGGCCUAGAACUCAGUUUGUAGACCAGGCUGGUCUUGAACUUUCGGAAAAUCACCUGCCUCUGCUCCCAAGUGCUGGGAUUAAAGGCGUACACCACCACUCCUGGCAACUGUCUGUCUUGUAGAAUUUUUGGGGAGCAAAGUAUGGUGGCACAUGCCUAUAAUCCCAGCACUUGGGAGGUAGAGGCAGGAAGAGCAGGAGUUCAGGGUCAUC
Nannospalax galili (Upper Galilee mountains blind mole rat) is the source of this 969-nucleotide messenger RNA. RefSeq names its product folylpolyglutamate synthase, mitochondrial. The transcript is spliced from 4 exons. Bases 67 to 459 code for a protein of 130 amino acids. The record is from RefSeq and is a predicted model, not a curated record. Gene Ontology annotation, biological process: tetrahydrofolylpolyglutamate biosynthetic process. Gene Ontology annotation, cellular component: mitochondrion; cytoplasm; cytosol. Gene Ontology annotation, molecular function: tetrahydrofolylpolyglutamate synthase activity; ATP binding. Lineage: Eukaryota; Metazoa; Chordata; Mammalia; Rodentia; Spalacidae.